AUGGCCUUCUGGUCACAGCUUCUCAGGGUACCAGAGGUGCCACCAGGCCCAGCAUGUAGCCCCCAGGGCCCACUAGACAGGCUGCUUCCACUGGGACCUGAAUCCGCGGACCUCAAAGGAGAAGUCACAGCCAAGAAGUUAUCACCAAGCAGUCCAAGAGGCCCAGCAGCAAAGCUGGAGGUGAGAUCUGAAGAAAGCUGGAACCAUGCUGACGUUGUGCGCUACGAAGAAGCAGACUCCACUCCUAGAAAGCCCGCCAUCAAUGCCCAUGAGAGAGAUGGGGUUCCCCAAAUCUGCCGUGUAUGUGGGGACAAGGCCACUGGUUAUCACUUCAAUGUCAUGACAUGUGAAGGAUGCAAGGGCUUUUUCAGGAGGGCCAUGAAACGCAAUACCCGGCUGCGGUGCCCCUUCCGGAAGGGCACCUGCGAGAUCACCCAGAAGACCCGGCGACAAUGCCAGGCCUGCCGCUUGCGCAAGUGCCUGGAGAGCGGCAUGAAGAAGGAGAUGAUCAUGUCCGACGCGGCUGUGGAGCAGAGGCGGGCUUUGAUCAGGAGGAAGAAGAGGGAACGGAUCGGGACUCAGCCCCCCGGAGCCAAGGGUCUGACAGAAGAGCAGCAGAUGAUGAUCAGGGAGCUGAUGGAUGCUCAGAAGAAAACCUUUGACACCACCUUCUCCCAUUUCAAGAAUUUCCGGCUGCCUGAGAUGCUUAGCGGUGGCCAUGAGUUUCCAGAGUAUUUGCAGUCUCCAUCAGGGGAAAAAGCUGCCAAGUGGAGACAGAUCAGGAAAGAUCUGUACCCAGUGAAGUUCUCUCUGCAGCUGCGGGGGGAGGACGGCAGCAUCUGGAACUACAAACCCCCAGCCGAGAGCAGCGGGAAAGAGAUCUUUUCCCUGCUGCCCCACAUGGCUGACAUGUCCACCUACAUGUUCAAAGGCAUCAUCAACUUUGCCAAAGUCAUCUCCCACUUCAGGGACUUGCCCAUUGAGGACCAGAUCUCCCUGCUGAAGGGGGCCACCUUUGAGCUGUGCCAACUGAGAUUCAACACAGUGUUCAACGCAGAGACCGGGACCUGGGAGUGUGGCCGGCUGUCCUACUGCCUGGAAGACCCUGCAGGUAGCUUCCAGCAGCUUCUCCUGGAGCCCCUGCUGAAAUUCCACUACAUGCUGAAGAAGCUGCAGUUGCACAAGGAGGAGUACGUGCUGAUGCAGGCCAUCUCCCUCUUCUCCCCAGACCGCCCCGGCGUGGUGCAGCGCAGGGUGGUGGACCAGCUGCAGGAGCGAUUCGCCAUCACCUUGAAGGUCUACAUCGAGUGCAACCGGCCCCAGCCCGCCCACCGGUUCCUGUUCCUGAAGAUCAUGGCUAUACUCACUGAGCUUCGCAGCAUCAACGCCUACCACACCAAGCGGCUGCUGAGCAUCCAGGACAUACACCCCUUCGCUACCCCGCUCAUGCGGGAGCUGUUCAACAUCUCAGAUGGCUGAGUAGCUGCCCCUUGGGUGAGCCCCCGUGGGGCAGCCAGAGCCAGAGCCCUUGGAGCCGCCACUCCUGGGGCUCUGGGACAGAUGGACACUGCUGAGAGCCCACAGUGCGCUACAGGUCCUUCCUCCACAGGGAACUCACAACGACAGCUCUGAGGAUGCUGGUUAGCAUUCCUCAGGAAGGGGACAUGGGUCCUCCCAGCUCCCAGCUCAGUCUGUGGAGAACAAAGCCAUCGACCCUUAAAUGGAGAGUGCACUAUAGGUCAGGCCCAUUGAUAGGCAAGGCCACCCUCCCCUUAGAAAGCCCUGUGGUCUGGGGAUUUAGUGUUAUGGUGGGAGAGGGGAAAGGUGGCUGGGGUUGGGCCAUCAGAGGGGCUGUGCCCACACCCAAGUUCAUUAGCUUCUUGGGUAUUUUCGCUGCUACCUCUAGUACACCUGUCUCCCACUUCUUACUCAUUCCCAACCCACAGCCUCCUGUCCUGAGCUGCUCUGUGAGUUCCAGGCCUGUGUCCAUCAGCAGGUGCAUUAAUGACUGUGGGAGUAUUCUAGAGAGAAGCCAGAAGCCUGCAUCAAAUGUCAGAAGCUGCUCAUGACUUCCUUCUGUGUCUCUUCUUCCCUCCUUCUGGCACCUCAUUCUGUGUCUCUGUAUCCAUUCAAACAUGGUAUUAAGCGCCAAUAAUAAGCAACCUGCUGUGGGGUAUACAACACUGACUCAGACAUGGACUCUGACCUUGAAGACUUUAUGGUUCAGUAAAGAAAACAAAGCAGAAACACACACAACUUUGAUCAAAAGGAGAAGUGAUAAGUGACGUAAGCGGCACAGGGAAUUUCUUCGUGUGGAUGCUGAGCUACGCUGGGUUCUCUGUGCACUCGGG
Molecule: messenger RNA, 2351 nt
Organism: Ceratotherium simum simum (southern white rhinoceros)
Lineage: Eukaryota; Metazoa; Chordata; Mammalia; Perissodactyla; Rhinocerotidae
Gene: NR1I2
Product: nuclear receptor subfamily 1 group I member 2
Biological process (GO): positive regulation of transcription by RNA polymerase II; cell differentiation; negative regulation of transcription by RNA polymerase II
Molecular function (GO): RNA polymerase II cis-regulatory region sequence-specific DNA binding; zinc ion binding; nuclear receptor activity
Source: RefSeq, a predicted model, not a curated record